Linum tenue is the source of this 3121-nucleotide messenger RNA. The record is from the annotation of a GenBank genome assembly. Lineage: Eukaryota; Viridiplantae; Streptophyta; Magnoliopsida; Malpighiales; Linaceae.
UUGAUCAGGCUAUGCUCAUUUUGUGUAGUUUGAAAUAAUCUUUGGAUUGUUCAAAGAAUUUUUCAUGUGGAUCAUUUUCUGGUUUCUAAAAUUCAAUCUACGAUUGAUCUUGAAUUUUGGGAUUAGCCUUUUGGCUUCCUUUCUUUCUGGCAUAGGUAAAAGUCUACAUUUAUUUCUUGCUAGAUUAACCAUGGAAGUUAUUAAACUAGCAUUGUAAUGUGGGUCAAAACCUUGAUUAUGCAGUUCUAAAGGCAGUUGUUGGUUGAAUCUUCCAUAUAAAAAUGCAAGGGAAGUAUGUUAGGAUAGACAAUAACAGAAGACAACCACCAACAUCAAACAACUACUACUCGACUGUGACUAUCGUGGUGUUUGUAGCCCUAUGUUUGGUCGGUGUGUGGAUGAUGACAUCAUCAUCCAAUAUUCCUGGGCAAAAUGUAGACAUGCCUGUUCAAGAAACCGACAAGAACGAUGUGAAAGAUCAAGUGAUAGACAGCUCCAAAAGUAGUACUCCUAAGCAAGUAGACAUUAUCCAAGGUGGUUUGGCUGGGGAUGCAAAUAAAUCAAUAGAAGACACUAUAAAUCCACAAGAAGCAAACAAUUCUAUUGUAUCGAAAGAUCAUAAGGAGAAUAAACCAAAAGAGACAUAUCCACAAAAACAUGAUGAGAAGCCAACAUAUAUGCCAAAACCAAAGCUCGAAAAUAAUCCUCAAGAGAAAGCAAAGGAAAAACCUGUUGAAGAUUAUGCAUCAAGUAUUGAGGCACAAUAUCGAAAAGAAGAUGUAGAUUCAAAGCAUGUUGAUGAAAAGGUAAACCAAUUUGGCAAACAAAAAAAUCCCAAUGUUGGUCAAGCUAAUGCGAUGGGGCAAGGAGGAUCAAAGAAUAAUAUCUCAGAAGAUGGCAAGCCUAUUUCAGAUCAAAAUGAGAAGAAACCUGAUUUUGCAGAGAUCAAUAAGACAUUAGAUGAUAAACCUGGUGAUUCAAGAGUUGAGGAAGUGAGUGAAGGCCAAGUUGCGAAGAAAGGGGUUGAAAAAGACAAUAUGGAAGUCAAGAAUCAAAGUUCAAGUGAAAAUUUUCCUUCAGGAGCUCAAGCUGAGCUUACAAAUGAAACCUCAACAGAGAAUGGAUCAUGGUCAACUCAGGCAGUGGAAUCAAAGAAUGAGAAGGAUACUCAAGAAUCGGCUAAAGAGCCAGUUGUAUUCAAUUGGAAAUCGUGCAAUGUCACUGCUGGUCCUGACUUCAUUCCUUGUUUGGAUAACUGGAGAGCUAUUAAGAAUCUUAGAUCGAAUAAGCAUUAUGAACAUAGAGAGCGACAUUGCCCUGAAGAACCUCCAACUUGCCUAGUUCCACUUCCAAAAGGUUAUAAACGCCCAAUCGAGUGGCCUAAAAGCAGGGAAAAGAUUUGGUACUCUAACGUACCCCACACAAAACUUGUUGAGUAUAAGGGGCAUCAAAACUGGGUGAAAGUUGAUGGUCAAUACAUUAUUUUUCCUGGUGGUGGAACUCAGUUCAAGCAUGGCGCUCUCCAUUACAUCAAUUUUAUAAACGAGAAUGUACCUGACAUUGCUUGGGGAAAACGUAGUCGUGUAAUCUUGGAUGUUGGAUGUGGAGUUGCUAGUUUUGGAGGGUUUCUCUUCGACAGAGAUGUAUUGGCAAUGUCAUUGGCCCCUAAAGAUGAGCAUGAAGCUCAAGUGCAAUUCGCUCUCGAAAGAGGAAUCCCUGCUAUAUCUGCUGUCAUGGGCACGCUAAGACUUCCCUUCCCAAGUAAAGUAUUUGAUGUUGUGCAUUGUGCGCGUUGUAGGGUGCCGUGGCAUAUUGAAGGUGGUAAACUUCUUCUUGAGUUGAAUCGGUUGUUGAGGCCAGGCGGAUAUUUCGUGUGGUCUGCUACUCCAAUCUAUCAAAAGAAACCCGAAGACAAAGAAAUUUGGAAAGCAAUGAGCAAAUUAUUAGAGACAAUGUGUUGGGAGAUUGUGACUAAAUUUAAGGAUAGAGUCAAUGGAGUUGGCCUAGCUAUUUAUAGAAAACCAACGAACAACACAUGUUAUGAGAAGAGAUCAAUGCAAGAGCCUCCCAUGUGUGAAGCAUCUGAUGAUCCUAAUGCGGCAUGGAAUGUGCCUCUACAAACAUGCAUGCAUAAGGUGCCCGUCGAUUCUCUAGAACGUGGGUCGCGAUGGCCUGAACAAUGGCCAUCUAGACUGGACAACACUCCAUAUUGGAUGUUAGGUUCUGAAAUGGGAGUUUAUGGCAAACCACAACCAGAAGACUUCGUUGCUGAUUAUGAGCAUUGGAAGCGAGUCGUCUCCAAAUCAUAUAUCAAUGGGAUGGGAAUAAAUUGGGAAACUGUGAGGAAUGUAAUGGACAUGAGAGCUAUCUAUGGAGGGUUUGCAGCUGCUUUGAAGGAUAUGAAUGUGUGGGUGAUGAAUGUUGUCCCAAUUGACUCCGCUGAUGUUUUACCCGUUAUCUAUGAGCGUGGACUAUUUGGAAUUUACCAUGAUUGGUGCCAGUCAUUCAGUACGUACCCAAGAUCAUAUGAUCUUCUGCACGCCGAUCAUCUAUUCUCCAUGAUCAAGCAGAAGUGCAAGAUAGUUCCUCUAGUGGUAGAGGUCGACCGUAUCCUAAGGCCCGAAGGAAAGCUAAUCGUACGAGACACUACUGAGAUCAUGAGAGAGGUGGAGAACAUCCUAAGAUCGAUGCAGUGGGAGAUCCGAAUGACUUACAACAAGGACAAUGAAGGGUUGCUUUCUGCCCAAAAGACAAUGUGGCGGCCAAAGGAAGCUGAAAUGCUAGAUUAUGCUAUCAUUACUUGACUUGUAGAGCUCCUUCCCUAAUAGUUAUGUAAUUUGAAGGUUAGAGUGCCCCCUUAUUCCCUUUAUUGGGUUAUUGGAAUUUUCACUUAUUUACCAACAUCUGCAGUAAUCGAGUUUUCUUCCAUAAGGGUCCAAAAAAUCAAUUAACUACAAUAGCCUAGCUCACUAUACCACAUCCUUAGCUUUUUUUGGUUUGUUGGUUUUAGAUGUCUUAAGUUGAAUCGAGUGUUUUUUAAAGUCACCAAGUAAAAUGGUAAUGGCCACUCGGUACAAGGAGGUAGAGCAAGAGAACCUGGACAAGCAUCCAUGUUUUAACU